Messenger RNA from Mytilus californianus (California mussel), 4238 nucleotides. RefSeq names its product sodium-dependent phosphate transport protein 2B-like. Gene Ontology annotation, cellular component: membrane. Gene Ontology annotation, biological process: sodium-dependent phosphate transport. Gene Ontology annotation, molecular function: sodium:phosphate symporter activity. Lineage: Eukaryota; Metazoa; Mollusca; Bivalvia; Mytilida; Mytilidae. The record is from RefSeq and is a predicted model, not a curated record. The coding region runs from base 115 to 1974 and encodes 619 amino acids. The transcript has 9 exons.
CCAUGUGAAUACAAUUAAUACCUGUCACAAGUGACAUGAGUGAUCCACUUCAUACCUGUAUAAUAUAAAGCCGUGAGCAUUUACUGAAAACAAUAUUUGGAGAAAUAUUUUCCGAUGAGCACGAUGGAGGAAAAGCCACCACCAUAUUCCGAAAAGAAUGGUUUUUCAAACAAGGCUUAUGAUGCAUCAUUAGACAGUGUUCAUAUUGAGGAAAGAAAAGCAGAAGAAAACAGAAAACUACAAAAGGAAAAGGAAUUGGAAGACGAUCCUUGGGCCUUACCGGAUUUGGAAAAUACAGAAACACCAUGGGAUGAAUUGGAUACAUGUGGCAAAAUACUGCGAGUGACGUGGCUUAUUAUGAGGAUUAUAAUGUUUGUAGCCUUCCUGUAUUUCUUUAUUUGUUCCCUUACUUUCCUUAGUGAUGGAUUCAAGUUGGUUGGAGGUAAAUCUGCAGGAGAAAUCUUCAAAAGGAACGAAAUUCUAUCCAAUCCAGUGGCAGGAGUAAUGAUUGGUGUUCUGGCUACAGUUUUAGUACAGAGUUCUUCUACCUCAACCUCAAUUGUUGUUGGCAUGGUUGGAGGACAACUUUUGGAUGUCAAAACAGCUAUCCCAAUAGUGAUGGGUGCCAAUAUUGGAACUUCUGUUACCAAUACUAUUGUUUCCAUGGGACAGAUAGCCAAUAAAGAUGACUUUCGAAGAGCCUUUGCUGGAGCAACAGUCCAUGAUAUGUUCAACUGGUUGACAGUUAUUAUUCUUUUACCUAUAGAAGUGGUAACAGGUUAUCUAUAUUGGCUCAGUGAGAAAAUAGUAAAUAAUAUCAACCUCAACCAAGAUUAUGAAAAACAAGAAUUUCUUAAAAAAAUCACCAAACCAUUUACCAACCUGAUCAUAAUACUUGACUCAAAGAAGAUCACAAAUUUUGCAAAAGGUGAAGAUGUGAAAACUUUAUUGAAAGACUGUUGUGUAAAAGACACAGUAUUGCAGAAUGUAUCAUCUCUCGUAACGGUCAAUGAAACAGUUAUGUCUACAGUGGUUGAGGUGAAUAAAACAGAAUGGGGCUUGGAAGAAGUCAAAGUGUGUGUAGAAAAAUGUGAAUUUGCUUUCAAAGAAUCUGGACUGAAUGAUCAUGAAAUCGGAGUUAUUAUUCUUGUUGCUGCCUUAGUUAUGCUGUGUGUUUGCUUACUAGGAAUUGUCAAAACUAUGAAUUCAGUACUGAAAGGAAAUAUCCGAAAAGGUAUCAGAAAAUUUAUCAACUAUGAAUUUCCAGGAAGAUGGUCAUACUUUACAGGGUACAUAGCUAUCCUGGUUGGUACAGGACUGACAUUCUUGGUCCAAUCAAGUUCUAUCUUCACAUCAACUUUGACCCCACUUGUUGGAGUGGGAGUAGUAAGUUUGGAAAGAAUGUACCCACUGACAUUAGGGGCAAACAUUGGAACAACAACAACAUCCAUACUUGCAGCAUUGGCCACAGAUGAUAUUAGACUACCAUUACAAGUAUCAAUGUGCCAUCUUUUCUUCAAUUUAUCAGGAAUUCUCAUUUUUUACCCACUGACAUUCAUGCGAUUUCCAAUUCCAAUGGCCAAACAUUUGGGUAUGGUGACAUCCAAGUAUCGAUGGUUUGCUCUCGUCUACUUAAUCAUCAUGUUUGGCCUGUUCCCUUUUAGUGUGUUUGCUCUAUCUAUAGCUGGUUGGUAUGUAGUAUUGGCAGUACUGUUACCAAUAGCUCUUGUCAUAAUAUUUGUUGGUAUAGUAAAAGUAAUUCAACAUAAAAAACCAACAUGCUUGCCAAAGACAUUGCAGAACUGGAAAUUUCUUCCUGUGUGGUGUCGUUCCUUGGAACCAAUAGACAGAAGCAUUUGUGGACAAUUUACCUGUUGCAAAUGCUGUAAUAAUCAAUAUGAAGAUGAGGAAGCAUCAUUUGAAGCCACACAACAAAAUGGAAUACCAUCACGUUCAGACAACACAAGACUGUAACAUAACAUAAUGGCUGUUUUAAGAAAUAUGCAUCAAAGCAUGAAUUUUAGACAAUUUUGCCCAGUUACAGGUUUGACAUUAAGCCAAGUUUGAAAUUACAUCGGGUCAACCUACAAAACUAAAAACUUUACAACAGAACUGGCAACUUCUACGAAAAUUUAUAUAGAUAUGUUAGACUUGUAAUCGUUUGUAAGAAUUUAAUUUGCAACUGGCACAAAAAGGUGAGUGUGACCAAUCCAUAAUACAUUGAAUAAGUAUAAGAAACUAUAGUAGCCAAAACUAAGUAUUUGACAUUGUUUUUUUUUUAGGAUAUGAUGAUUUCUCUCGAGUCCAAAAAUGUUCAUAUCCUACAUAAUCAUCGUAUAUCUAAUAAAUUGAAAGUGUGGGAAUACAGAAUACCUUAAACCAAUGAUAUUCCACAAGUCUUAAAUUGGCAUCCAUGAUUAAAUGUGGAUGGUUAACAUUUUGAAUCUUAUUUGAAUCUAUAAUUGUUUACCUACUAUUGAAAGUUUAAGGUCAGACUUUAAAUUUGUUUUAACUUAUCAGCCUGUUACAUCAAGAUGGAAACAAUAUAUACUUUUCCCUAAUGGAAUUGAUAAUUACAUAGCUUGCAGACACACAAGUUCUCAUACCAGUGCUUUGUUGUAAAUCAAACUCAUCAAAAGUCACUUAAGCAAUGACAUAUUAUGAUGAUGGACAGUGAUAGACAUACAUCAAAAAUAAAACCAUGUAAUUUGAUGAUUGACAGUUGCAAAUUGAAUCAGUUAUAAGUCUACAGACAGUUUAAAAAUCUUUUAUAGAGACCCAGAACACUGGUUAAUUUUAUGAUUGACAGUUGCAAAUUGAAUCAGUCAUGAUAAGUCUAUAGAUACUUUAAAAAAUUUUUAAAGGGACUUUAAACACUUGGUAUAACAACUGUGACUUAAGCAUGUAAUUUGUAUACCUUUUAAUAGAUUAUUGAUGGAUUGUUGUCUCAAUGAUAUUUCACUCAUUGUUUUAUCUCUUUGAAAAAAAUAAAUGAAAUCUUUUUUCCUGAAAUAGUGAAUAGAAGGCUUUGAUUGUUUGUGCUUAUUUAAAAAAAAAACAAAAAAAAAAACAACAAAAGACAUUUAAAAAAAAAGCCUUAUACAAAAAUCACUUUAGUGGCUAUAUAAACAUUUGUUUCAUAUAAACCCGUUUCUGUUUCUAUUUGAGGUACAUAGAUGCCAAUUCUAUGAAGCAAAAAAAAAAAAAAGCAUCAAUUGUUCCUGUGGUUGAUAAUCCUGUUGAAUAAUGAAGAUAAACUAUCGGUCACCUGCUGGCAGGGCCUGAUCCUUCUUUGGGCACCAAACAAUAGUACUUCAAGCUUAAGAAAAGAUGCUUUGCUAUUUAAAGAUUAGAUCAACUCUAACAUAUAUAUGACCUCACCGCUUAUUUUAUCUUAUUUCCCUUCUGUAAAAAUAAAUCUAUAGAGUAUAAUGGAAAUCUCUGUAAAAUAUAAAAAAAAAAAAUUGCCAGUGUAUAUAACGCUAAGAUUUAAAAAGUACAGUUAUAAAAAAGGUCCUCCUCUUAUAUAUAUGGAUUAAAUAAUGUAUAUCCUUAAAAUUCUCAAUGAUUUAUAGGGCAAUAAACUGGUGUUCCUCACAAGCCUUGCAUAAUUUCCUACAUGAAAUUUUUUUAUGAUAAGAUGAUUAUACAGAUGCUAUCAGUGAUUUUAUAGACAUUAUGAGAAUUGAAAGUUUACCGUAUAGAAACAAUUGUUUUUUUUAUUCAUGUUGCUGUAUCAACUCAAACUGCAUCACAUCAUCUCUCUAAUGACCCGAUCAUCAUCUUCAUACUUUAAAAACUUGCACAGCGAGUGUAGACUUAUUUUCUUGCAUUCCUGAUGGAGAUAAAUCUAGAAAAGUCAUUCAAACACAUCAAAUUUCUUAAGUGUUAUUUUUUUUUUAUACCAUUUACAUUCAUCAAAAGCUGACUUUUUCCAUUCAGGGUACAUUAAUUAAAGGGUACAUACAAAGAAUGUGUUACAUAUACAUAAUAUGCAACAAAACUUGGCAUUAAACCAAUUUUUUUUGAGUGCAAUUUGCAUUUAAUUAUGUACAACUUUUUUACCUGUACAACCUUGGGUUUUAUAAACAAAUUUAUUUCACUAAUUGCUGUAGAUAUUUUUAUCUUUUUUAACUACAAAUUUUAUGUUAUUUAAAAUAUUACCAGUACUAAGUAUGCUGGUUGUACUUGUACAAUAACCAUAUAUUGUUUAUAAUAAAACUUUAUAGGUUUCCAUA